This is a messenger RNA of Heterostelium album PN500, 168 nucleotides long. RefSeq lists its product as uncharacterized. The transcript has 3 exons. The record is from RefSeq and is a predicted model, not a curated record. Lineage: Eukaryota; Evosea; Eumycetozoa; Acytosteliales; Acytosteliaceae. The coding region runs from base 1 to 168 and encodes 55 amino acids.
AUGUUAAUCAACAAUUUAAAGUUAAUCAAUUUUUCUUUUGAAAAACAAUCAAAUCAACAAAAUAUAUCUAAAAGUAUAAAUAAUAAUUCAAAUCAAAGUUUAAAUCAAGUUUCAGCUGCAGCAGCUUCAUUUUCAAAACCAUUCUGGAUAUCUUCUGAUACUAUUUAA